CUGCUCCCCCCCGGCCCCCCCGGCCCCCCCGUCACAUGCUGCCUCUCCAGCACGCCACCGGAGACGCUUUCAAGACACUACAACCAAUCUCUGGAUAUUGUUUCUCCCCUUUAUUUACGGAGCGGCAACUAUUUUUUUUGUUUCCUUUUUUAUUUUUUUAAUUUAAUGGCGCCAUGAAGUAAAACUCCGCCAUAUUCAUCACAUCCACCACACCCGUCAACAAUAGCGCGAAUCAGUAGAAAAAACUUUUGAAUUAACUCGAUUUUCAACGGCAAAAAACGGGGAAGAAGGGAGGUGACUCCUCAGCCGGGCACGAUGACCCUGAUGGCGGCGGGGGCUUGUUGCCUCAGCCCGGAGGCCAAAGAGGCUCGCAGGAUCAACGACGAGAUCGAGAGGCAGCUCCGCCGCGACAAGAGAGACUCUCGACGGGAAUACAAGCUCCUUUUACUCGGGACGGGCGAGAGCGGAAAAAGCACCUUUAUUAAACAGAUGAGGAUCAUCCAUGGCCGCGGAUACUCAGACGAGGACAAGAGGGCGUUCACGAGGCUGGUCUACCAGAACAUCUUCACCGCCAUGCAGGCCAUGAUCCAGGCCAUGAAGAUUCUGCGGAUCCCGUACAAGUAUGAACACAACAAGGCCAACGCCAGUAUUGUCAGCGAGGUUUAUGUGGAGACGGUGACAACAUUUACAAAACCAUAUGUGGACGCCAUCAAGAGCCUGUGGGCCGAUCCAGGGAUUCAGGAAUGUUACAAUCGAAAGAGGGAAUACCAGCUCUCGGACUCUGCCAAAUACUAUCUGAAUGACUUGGACCGGAUUGCCGAGGCUGCGUAUUUGCCCUCUCAACAGGACGUGCUGAGGGUCAGGGAGCCCACCACGGGUAUAAUCGAGUACCCCUUCGACCUGGAGAACAUGGUUUUCAGGAUGGUGGACGUUGGUGGGCAGCGCUCCGAGAGGCGGAAGUGGAUUCACUGUUUUGAAAAGGUGACCUCCAUCAUGUUUUUGGUGGCGCUGAGCGAGUAUGAUCAAGUCCUUGUGGAGUCCGCCCAUGAGAAUCGAAUGGAGGAGAGCAUGGCUUUGUUCCGGACUAUCAUCACCUACGACUGGUUUGAAGAGUCCUCGGUCAUCUUGUUUCUUAACAAGAUUGAUUUGCUGGAGGAGAAAAUAAUGCAUUCACAUUUGGUUGACUACUUUCCUGAAUAUAACGGUCCGCAGCGGGACGUCAAAGCGGGCCAGGAUUUCAUCUUGAACAUGUUCGUCAACCUGCAUCCGAACCGCAAAAAGCUCAUUUACUACCACUUCACCUGCGCUACCGACACGGACAACAUUCGCUUUGUCUUCCACGCUGUUAAAGACCACAUCCUGCAGGGCAACCUGGAAGACUACAACCUGGUUUAAAGCUGCCACUGGGAGUGCUGUAGUUGAACAAGCCUGACUAGAAUACGAAAUGGGGACUAUAGUGUAGCACGCAUGUCACCGAAUGACUGUACUACUGAUGCAUUUCAUACUUUUGAAAGUAAGUCCUAGAGGGUCCUGACCACUAAACUGCUGCCUUUGUGACGAGUCGGUCAUGAGAAUCACUCAUAAGGCUUUCCUGCUUUUUUAAGGUAACUGAAUGACUUCACAAAUGUAGAUGGACUACUUUUUAGGUGUGCGCGACGCCUCUGAAAACUCUUGAUUUUCUUCUAAGUGGAAUUCCUCAAGCUUUUGUGCCUCUAAAGGGAAGCCAGUCGUAAUCAACACUAAUUGCACAUUUACUUUGGAAGUCUUCACUGAUUUGCACACUUGAGUAAGAUUGUGUAAGGAUUUUGAAAGGCUUCACGCGAGUCAACAUUUUUGUUUUUGUUAUUACUUGUGCACUGCGUAAAAUCUUAUGAAGGAGUAUUACUGCCGGACUAAAAAUUUAAGAAAUAGUUACGUGACUAACCUUGUAAAUUUAGCAGAAUGAAAUAGUACUUUUUUACUCUAGAAAAAAAGUUGUGAAAUUAGGAGUAAAAAGUCAUUUAGUUACAUUAUUAAAGUACAAAUAAUGUAUGGGGAAAAAGUUGUGAUAUAAUUGGAAAAAAAUUGUAAGUUCUCAUGAAAAAAGAAGUUGUAAAAUUACACAGAUAAACAUAUCAAACACACACAUUAUAACAUAACAAUGUAAUUCGCUCCGGAGUAUAAGUCGCACCAGCCGAAAAUGCAUAUUAAAGAAGAAAAAAAACGCACUGGAGUAUAAGUCGCAUUUUUGGGAGAAUUUUAUUUGAUAAAACCCAACACCAAGAAUAGACAUUUGAAAGGCAAUUUAAAAUAAAUAAAGAAUAGUGAUCAACAGGCGGAAUAAGUGUACGUUAUAUGAGGCAUAAAUAACCAACUGAGAAGGUGCCUGGUAUGUUAACGUAACAUAUUAUGGUAAGAGUCAUUCAAAUACCUAUAACAUAUAGAACAUGCUAUACGUUUACCAAAUAAUACGUCACUCCUAAUCGAUAAAUCCUAUGAAAUCUUAUACGUCUAGUCUCUAAUGUGAAUGAGCUAAAUAAUAUUAUUUGAUAUUUUACGGUAAUGUGUUAAUAAUUUCACACAUAAGUCACUCCUGAGUAUAAGUCGCACCCCCGGCCAACCUAUGAAAAAAAACUGCGACUUAUAGUCCGAAAAAUAUGGUAGUUUUAUAUUUACACAAACUAAGUUGAAAAUGUUCCUGAACAAUGCUGUUUUGGUCAAAAAUAGUACAAGAGAAAAAAAAAAAUUCUUUGUAUAAAAUUUCCGAGUUUAAAGUGGUAAACACUGUUCUAGAAAUUAAGCUGAAAUGUUACUGGAAAAAAGCGGUACAAUUUUAAGAAAAAAAUAAUAAUAAUUGUGAAGUCACAACAAACUUAUAAAGUUCUAAAAACAAAUAAAAAAUACAAGAAACACUUUGUUUUGACAAAACAUAAAAAGCUUACACAUUAAGGAUAAAACCACAAAUUUAGGAGGAUUUAAACAAAGGAAAACGUGUUACAAGUAUGUGACUAUGAUGAACUGUAGGAUCUUUUAUUUUGUAUUUUUUUGUGUGCAGCAUUUUCAGUUAUAUUAUUACAGCCCUCUUCCUCUAAACUGCAAGCACAUACGUGAAAGUGUAUUUAUUCCCACAAUAAUAAUAAGACUUUUCCCCCUCAGUAUAAUGUCUUUUUCUUUUCAGUGUUGCCGUGAUAGUCCUUCAUAAAAUUCAAACAAAACAUUUGUAUGCAUAUGAACACAUUUCAAAGGGAAUCCUGCCACAUUAUAGCAUUUCUCUUUCUUUUUUUUUUUUUGCCAACAUUUUUUGUGUUUGUGUCAAGCUGCAGUAAUGGGUAUUUUUUUCUCUGUUAAAAUCGUUUGCCAAAUUGGCUGUAGAACUGGGCCGUUCUUAUCCCAACGUGCACUAUUAAUAUCACACGGUACAGCGAUUCCCUUGUAUUUUCAACACCCCCCCAUCCUUUUGGAUGAGGUCAGCAUUAGGAGGCUAAGUGCUGACGAGAGAAGUGUGGUGUUAAAUAAUCUCUCAGGCAUUAAAUUAGUACAUUGAAGUGCUCUGAAUGGGUUUGGACUAAAUGAAUACAAAGGUAAUUAAGAGUUUAUCGGCGACGCCACUGUUUACAUGACCUCUGUCUUUUUAUUAAAAUUAAUUACAGUUUAAUUUAUGGUGGAAUUUCACUCCCUGCAGCUUUUGUUUUAUGCAGUGUGUGUUUUUUGUAUGGGAUCUUUUAAUUAAAUAAAAAUAUUAUUUUGG
Molecule: messenger RNA, 3727 nt
Organism: Nerophis ophidion (straightnose pipefish)
Lineage: Eukaryota; Metazoa; Chordata; Actinopteri; Syngnathiformes; Syngnathidae
Product: guanine nucleotide-binding protein G(q) subunit alpha-like
Exons: 8
Coding region: 316-1395 (359 amino acids)
Biological process (GO): action potential; adenylate cyclase-modulating G protein-coupled receptor signaling pathway; phospholipase C-activating dopamine receptor signaling pathway
Cellular component (GO): heterotrimeric G-protein complex
Molecular function (GO): G-protein beta/gamma-subunit complex binding; guanyl nucleotide binding; G protein-coupled receptor binding
Source: RefSeq, a predicted model, not a curated record